Messenger RNA from Biomphalaria glabrata, 2595 nucleotides. RefSeq lists its product as uncharacterized. The transcript has 8 exons. The record is from RefSeq and is a predicted model, not a curated record. Lineage: Eukaryota; Metazoa; Mollusca; Gastropoda; Planorbidae. Bases 369 to 2339 code for a protein of 656 amino acids.
AUUUUGUGUUAUCUUGGACCCAAGGUGGCCGGCUUUCAGAAAACACUGAAGGCAAACAACACAGGAAGUAUCGCCAUUUUGAAGUCUAACUAUUAAACAAAAGCUGUUUAUUAUUGAUAAAAAAUUACAUUAGAAUCUAGAAAUCACAUAAUAGUACAUCAGUACACAAGUUUUGUUUAUAUAGAGUGAUAUAUAGGCCUACCUUUCUUUCAUCCAUACAUUGAUCUUUGCAUCUAUGAUAGUUAUAGUGAAUGAAUUCAAAUGGAAUACGGAACCUCUUGAUAAAAUGUGAUAAGCUCAAAGUGUUUUUGUAGUUUUAAGAUUUUCUUUUUACCUGAUGAACACCUAGACUUUGGUUGGGACACAACAUGGAGAGCUGUCUUUGUAUUUCCCUAGUUGUUAUUUGUAUGAUGAUAACAUUACCAGCUGUCAGAGCUGCAUGUUUGUUUCCUAGCUACUAUGAUGGCAGCUGGUACCACAGAGAGUCCGGCUCGGACACAAACCUGAUCAUCAGUUCUAGCAGAGGGACGUGGGAUACUAAUCGGGAGUGUUACCAACUCUACAUGCAUCCCAAAACUAUCGCAGGGGGGGAGGGACAAAACGCUACAUUGUUGCUAAAAAGAAUCAACGCCAACUGCUACAUUUGUAUGGACGUCAUCUAUAGAUCUAUUUAUAUCAUGCAGUAUAGAAGAAGUGAAUGCAUCACAAGACCUGAUAUCAAUUUAUGUCCAGGGAUGACCAGACUCCCUGAACACAACGAGGUCGUCACCAUGUUUAAACAAGUUAGCCCUUCUAUGGACUGCAUUGCUAGCUUUGAAGGACUUUAUCAAUUUACCUAUGAAAUUAACGAAAAAGGUGGAGGUAUAUGCAAUAAUUCUGAAAGUAUAUUGGAAGCCUGUCAGACUCCUGGCUCACCGAACUAUGACAAUAAAGACUUCACUAUGAAAUAUAGAGAUUGUCCUGAUAUACAGUCCAGCUUCAGACAAACUAUCCGUUACAAAUGUAUGGGUACUUGGGUGGCCACUAUGAACAACAGCACCUACACUUUUGUUGGACUGGUCCACGAUGAAACAGGUGUAGUGCAAGACAAAUACAAGUGUCUGAUGACACUCAGGGAUCAGCAUUCUGAAGACAAUACUAUAAGAUGGGGACUUAGCAGAUUUGGGGACUGUCGAAAUUUGAAAAGUCUGGAGCAAUCCCCUAUAAGGAUAGUGUUGCGGCGAGUUGCCCCAAAGACGAGCUUCAUGACCCCGAAAUGUACAUUGCCAAGAAACAUUACCGGAAACUGGUUCACGCAAGGAAUUCAGUUCGCGUCCGACGUCUGGAUCAACGACACUCACAUACAUUAUAAAACAAUGAUCAGCCAGUUCGAGUACGAGGAAACAUGGUUCUCUUGCCAGGCCAAUCUGGGCACCAGAUAUUUGAUGGCUAAGGUGGUGGUGGGGAGGUGCGAGAUUAGCUUUGUCUGCUUCGACCUCGUUCCUCGCCACGACGGCAUUGUUCGUUAUAGAGUCGGUCGUUCUACGAAACUACCCUUCUUGUUGGAUGAGCGGGCUCGGGACAAAGAGUUUCUGUCUGAUUCUUUCAGGGAGACUUGUAGUUGGCAGUGGCUCACGUUCUCAAGAGAAAAUGUGAAUUGGAAGUACGAGGUUCUUGUUCAAAAUCCACCUUCUCCGGUGAUUUGUCCUAUUGGUGGAAGAUACUCAUUCAGACAAUUCUCUAAUGAUUUCUUUCAACUUUACGAUACAAGAAUACGUGGCAUGACGCUAAGCCCUAGGAAUCAGAUAAAUUGUCUUCUGAAUGUCUCAGAGUUCAAAUCUUGCGAUGGCGAUUUAAGCAAAUUGGAGAUAGAUGCUUCCUACUGCGAGACUGUGGACUACAGAGGACGCCCUAUAGGAGAAUACGAUGAGCCUGACCAUAUCCUAACUUGUGCUGGGUACUGGCUAGAGGACAUGAAGUCUUACCUUAUCACGUACGACGAAGAAGACGCCAUUUCUAAAUUUAGGUGCUGGGUGUACGAGCGCAUCAGUUGGACGGACAUUGCAAUGUCAAGGUCAGAAACAGCCAGGUGCCCGAAGAAUCAAAAUUCCAGGAGUUACGAGAUCGAUGGCGCUAGGCUUUACUUACAGCUUACAGAGACAGAGAGACUUUUUGAUGACUGCCCGCCAAGGUUUGAUUCUGGAAUAGUAACCAAUGCCAAACCCAGAAGUUUGUAUGUUUUAAACAGCGGCUCUGACUACUUAAAUGCGCGAGGUCUCUGGUUCAUAGCCUUGCUUGCAGUACUGUGUUUAUAUGACAUAAUCUUCACAAAGCAACACUUUUUGAACAAUGAAAUCUAAUAAAAGAUCUGCUAAUUAAGAAACAAAUCUAUAGCUCGCCUUGACCAGUGAUGAUUCUUGAGGCAUCCAGUAGGCAGUCUUACAGUGUAUACAAAACGGUAGACAUAACGGCAUGACAGUAAAAAGUGUUGCUCAAAGUUUCUAGUUUUAAGCAAAAUGCUUCGAAAUUUAGUAUUCACAUUUUAUCUCCAAGAAACCAUUGCUGCUUGUAGCAGCCAUCUUUUGUAUUGGAAAAACAAUAAAGUAUUAAGGUCUA